Tripterygium wilfordii is the source of this 3208-nucleotide messenger RNA. RefSeq names its product protein BREAST CANCER SUSCEPTIBILITY 1 homolog. Lineage: Eukaryota; Viridiplantae; Streptophyta; Magnoliopsida; Celastrales; Celastraceae. The record is from RefSeq and is a predicted model, not a curated record. The transcript has 14 exons. Gene Ontology annotation, molecular function: ubiquitin-protein transferase activity. Gene Ontology annotation, biological process: positive regulation of transcription by RNA polymerase II; negative regulation of fatty acid biosynthetic process; double-strand break repair via homologous recombination. Gene Ontology annotation, cellular component: BRCA1-A complex; plasma membrane; BRCA1-BARD1 complex. Bases 133 to 3114 code for a protein of 993 amino acids.
CACGGUAUCGCGCCAUACCUCUUCACUUUCCUUCCUUGCCAAUCUUUCUCAUAUUUUCUUUCUUGGUUUCGUCGAUCUCUCUCUGUCACUCAAUCAAAAGCUUCGUAUCUCGUUAAGGUGAUUCAAUCCAAAAUGGGGGAUCCGGUUCACCUGGAGAGAAUGGGCAGAGAACUCAAGUGCCCUAUCUGCUUAAGUUUGCUGAACUCUACAGUUUCUCUUCCGUGCAAUCAUGUUUUCUGCAAUUUGUGUAUUAUGAAAUCAAUGAAAUCAGAUUCCAGUUGUCCUGUUUGCAAAGUGCCAUAUAGGCGAAGAGAGAUCCGUGCUGCUUCUCACAUGGAUAACUUGGUGAGCAUUUACAAAAGCAUGGAAGUUGCUUCAGGAAUCAACAUAUUUGUCACUCAGAAUGCUCCCCCAACAAGAUUAUCAGAUGAAGAAAAAUGUGAAGAUGUUGCCAAGUGUGAUGGGCAAGAAACAUCUAAAGGAAAGAGAUUGCGCAAAUCAGUUAAACCCAAGCUGUUGGGUCCUACUAACGCAAAGCCUUCCUUUCCAACCAAGAAAAGGGUUCAAGUUCCCCAAUAUCCUCUCUCGGAGACCCCAAAACAACCCAUGAAAUCUGGAAAUGGGUACGGUGAAAAUACUGAGGAUGGAUCAAAGAGCAGCUCACUCAUUUCAAAGGAAAAUAUGGCUUUAAAUGGAAAAGAAAAGCCACAGCUUUCGCCUUUCUUUUGGUUGAGAGAUGAAGAUGCAGAAAACUUGAGUCAGGAUACUGAUAUGGAUCAAUCAAUAGAUAUGACACCACCCAUUGUUCCUUCUUUCAGUGAUAUCAAGGACUCUUAUGAUGACAACCCCACUGGAUUCUAUCCAACGGGAAAAGUUUGUGGCAAAUCCUCUGGCACUGAUGUCUUUGAUAGCGAGAUGUUCGAAUGGACACAAAGAGCUUGCUCCCCUGAACUGUUCUCGAGUCCAGUCAAAGAGAAGGUUUCAAAUACAAACAGUGAAAGGAAUGAUGGAAGUCGGCGUAAAAUAUCUGAGCUAGUGUCACAGUGUACAAAUACAAAAGAAAACUCUAGCCAUGACAAUGCAAGAAAGUUGAAUACCAAACAAGGAACUGGUUGUAAGGAAAAGAUAUCACUGACAUACUCAUCUUCGAGGACGCGAAGUACUCAUUCUGAAAUUUUGAAAGAGAAGCCCGACAAGAAAAGUGGGAAGGCUAGGGAAACAGCCAGGAAGAAGUUUAGUAAGAAAAAUGCACAUCAAAGUAAUGUGUUUCAUGUUAACUUAAAUGAAGAUUCUGAAAAUUUUAGUCAAACUAGCAAGAGAGUAUCUCCAAAUUCAGAUGAUAGUGCGAAAAGGAUGAAGGCCUGUUCUAGUACUACUGCAGUGAAACUGACACCUGAAAAUCUUCCUGCUGUCUCAGUUAGGGCAGAAAGUGAUAACAUCUUAGGGACUGGGAGGCUACUUGAUUCAUCAAGUAAGAGCGCCUAUCACGAAACUGAUCAUGGUUUGAGAUCAAAGAGACAAAAGGUAGAUUCCCUGAAAAUCAGCAGACUUGAAGAAGUUCCUGCAGUUCACAACCAAGCAAAUGAAGAUACAAUUGCUCAAGUCUCCUUGUCUGUUCCUCUGGAUGAUAAUAAGAAAGCAUCUGCUUCAACAAUACCCAAUAAGCAUAACAAGGCAAUCAGGCUUCCUAGUAGAUCAAAAUCCAAUCGAGAGAUGAAGCAGAACAAAAAGGUUUCGUUUGACUGCAGCUCAAAAAAUGUUUUGGUUGAUGGCAUUCAAGACAGUCAUACUGAUGUUUCUACAAAGGAAUUUCACUUGACUGAAAAGAUUGAAGGCAGCAUUCAUGUUUCUGUUGUGGAUGGUUUGUUAGAGGCCGAGAAGCUUUCUUUAACAAAUAGAGUGGCUUUGAGCAAAUGUGGUUCUGUUACUAGUAAAAUUCAGUGUUCUUUCUGUCUUUCUUCAGAAGAUACUGAGGCUUCUGGAGAGAUGAUCCACUACCUUAACGGUAAACCUGUUUCUGCAGAUUAUAAUGGAGGAUCAAAGAUCAUACAUUCACAUAGGAACUGCAGUGAAUGGGCCCCAAAUAUCUAUUUUGAAGCUGAUACUGCGAUUAAUCUUGAAGCUGAGUUAGUUCGGAGUCGAAGAAUUAAAUGCUGUGUCUGUGGACUCAAAGGCGCUGCACUUGGGUGUUAUGAGACGAGUUGUCGCAAGAGUUUUCAUAUUCCUUGUGCAAAGUUAAUCCCACAAUGUCGGUGGGAUGCUGAAAAUUUUGUUAUGCUAUGCCCCCUUCAUCUCUCCUCAAAGCUCCCAAGUGGAAUUUCCGGAUCUCAGGAAAGGAAACUAAAGAAAUGCAUUCCAAAAGUCAAGCCAUACACUCAAUACAACAAUGUUGCUGAUAUAGAUGGCAUGAAUGCAAGUAGGAAGAGGAAACUGUGUAAAGCAUUUGACAAAAUCGUUCUAUGUUGUUCAGCUCUCACAGUUGGAGAGAGGGAAAUUAUUUCUGAAUUUGAGAGAUUUUCCGGAGUUACAGUAUUAAAGACUUGGAAUUCAAGUGUCACCCAUGUUAUUGCAUCUGUAGAUGACAAUAAAGCAUGUAAAAGAACCCUCAAGAUUUUGAUGGGCAUCUUGGAGGGGAAAUGGAUCUUGAAUAUUGAGUGGGUUAAGGCUUGCAUCAAUGCUAUGGAGCCAAUUGAUGAGGAGCAAUAUGAAAUUACUGUUGACAUUCAUGGAAUCAGAGAUGGUCCACGUCUUGGUAGACUGCGAGUUGCAAACAAGCAACCAAGGCUUUUUGAUGGGUUCAUGUUCCAUUUUGUGGGAGAUUUCGUACCUUCUUAUAAGAGUUAUCUGCAAGAUCUUGUAGUAGCUGGUGGAGGAGCUAUCCUGCAUAGAAAGCCUGUUUCCGGACAGGUAUUUGGUUCACCUGCAGCUUCAACCUUCAUAGUUUACAGCCAAGAGCUGCCUGAAAGGUGUGAUCCGGGUAAAAGUAUUAUGACUCUUAGUAAGAGGCAUUCUGAUGCAGAAGCUCUGGCAAGUUCCACAGGAACUACAGUAGUAAGCAACUUGUGGGUUUUGAACUCCAUUGCAGCCUGCAAAUUGCAAGGUAUUGGUGAAUGACGUAGAUUGUAGGCUCCUAUAGGUAAUGGAUGUAUAAUCUUCGUUAAUUAUGCGUCUUAAUCUUUAUGUCAAAGACAUGUAUUGAUAUCUAUUC